Messenger RNA from Saccharomyces kudriavzevii IFO 1802, 1839 nucleotides. RefSeq names its product ribosome dissociation factor GTPase HBS1 (gene HBS1). Lineage: Eukaryota; Fungi; Ascomycota; Saccharomycetes; Saccharomycetales; Saccharomycetaceae. The record is from RefSeq and is a predicted model, not a curated record. The coding region runs from base 1 to 1839 and encodes 612 amino acids. Gene Ontology annotation, biological process: translation. The transcript has a single exon. Gene Ontology annotation, molecular function: GTP binding; GTPase activity.
AUGGCUUACAGCGACUACAGCGAUGGAGCAGAUGAUAUGCCUGACUUCCACGAUGAAGGUGAGUUUGAUGAUUUCUUGAAUGAUGACGAAUACGAACUGAUGAACCAGGUGUUUCCCUCCUUGAAGGAGCAGUUGCAGGACUACCAAGGCUGGGAUAAUCUCUCACUAAAGCUGGCCUUGUUCGAUAAUGGCUUUGAUUUAGAAAGCACGCUGGCGGAACUGAAAAUAACUUUGAAGAAGAAGAAGACCCCCAAGAAAACAGUUGCUGCUGUUAAUGGUACUGACAGCGUCGUUCAAAAGCUUUCUGACGUAUCAAUCUCGAAACCGAUAGCUAGCAAUGGACUCCCAGAUUGGCUUGAUGAGGAUGAAAUUGAGAACGAACGCAAUGGUAAUGGGUCCGACGAUGAAGAAAGGGCAGUACAAAGAUACUAUAAGACGACAGUGCCAACAAGACCCAAGAAAUCUCAAGAUGUGUCUGCGUAUAUUAAAUCAGCUUUACCUCACUUGAGUUUUGUGGUUCUUGGCCACGUUGAUGCGGGAAAGUCAACACUAAUGGGCAGACUUCUUUAUGAUCUGAAAAUUGUCAAUCAAUCUCAACUAAGAAAACUACAGAGGGAGAGUGAAACUAUGGGUAAAUCCUCCUUCAAAUUUGCCUGGAUCAUGGAUCAAACGAGUGAAGAGCGUGAACGUGGUGUAACGGUGUCCAUUUGUACAUCCCACUUCUCCACCGAAAGAGCAAAUUUCACCAUUGUGGAUGCACCAGGUCAUAGAGAUUUUGUUCCAAAUGCUAUAAUGGGAAUAUCGCAAGCAGAUAUGGCCAUACUUUGUGUCGACUGUAGCAUAAAUGCCUUCGAAUCAGGGUUUGAUUUGGAUGGACAAACAAAGGAGCAUAUGCUGCUGGCAUCCAGCUUGGGAAUCCAUAAUUUAAUUAUUGCCAUGAACAAGAUGGAUAAUGUGAACUGGUCCCAACAAAGAUUCGAAGAAAUUAAAUCGAAAUUGUUGCCCUAUUUGAUUGAUAUCGGGUUUUGUAAGGAUAAUAUCUGUUGGGUACCUAUCAGUGGAUUUUCCGGAGAGGGCGUUCAUAAAAUUGGCUACACAGACGAUGUGGAAAAAUGGUACAAUGGUCCUAACUUAAUGUCCACCUUAGAAAAUGCGGCACUGAAGGUUUCUAAGGAAAAUGAAAUAACUAGCAAGGAAGACCCAUUUUUGUUUUCUGUAUUGGAGAUCAUUCCACUGAAGAAAACAAACAGCGAAUUGGCAUUGAUUUCAGGAAAAUUAGAAUCCGGUUCCAUUCAGCCCGGUGAAUCAUUGACAAUUUAUCCAUCGGAACAAAGUUGUAUCGUGGAUAAAAUCCAAGUGGGUUCUCAACAGGGACAAUCAACAAAUCACGAGGAGACGGGUGUUGCUAUCAAGGGCGAUUUUGUCACUUUAAAAUUGCGGAAAGCGUACCCAGAAGAUAUUCAAAACGGUGACUUGGCUGCAUCGGUCGAUUAUCCAUCUGUUCAUUCCGCGCAGUGUUUUGUCUUGGAGUUAACCACCUUCGAGAUGAAUAGACCGCUGCUCCCGGGAUCACCGUUUAUUCUUUUCAUUGGUAUAAAGGAGCAACCUGCUAGGAUUAAGAAGUUGAUAUCAUUAAUAGACAAGAGCAGCAACGUACUUAAGAAAAAGGUCAGACAUCUAGGUUCAAAACAACGUGCUUUUGUAGAAAUUGAACUGAUCGAAGUGAAGAGAUGGAUUCCCCUACUAACUGCAAGUGAAAAUGACCGUUUAGGUAGAGUGGUUCUCAGAAAAGACGGUAGAACCAUAGCAGCUGGUAAGAUUUCUGAGAUUUCUCAGUAG